AUGGAGCAUCCGGUUGCUGACUCCGAUUUAAAGAUGAUCUUUGCGCAUCCUAUGACACUCAAGAGCUUGCGUGAGGCACUAUCCAAGCUUGGCCGAUCAUUCAAACUUCCUAAUGGCCAGCCAUCAGUCUGGAUUAUCAACGAUGCUGACGCUGUGCAAGCAGCCACCACCGGAGAGCUCGACUUUCGUGAGGCUCUUCAGGAUAAAGAUUGGCCCACAGAGCGCGUCAACUCGACUGAAGAUGUUUCGUUCAUCGUAUAUUCCAGUGGCACUAGCGGCAAACCUAAAGGAGUCAUGCUAACUCAUGACAACCUUAUUUCGAAUACUGAGACUUUCAAUCUCGUCUCGCGUCGAGAGGGCGGCCCAUACCAAACAGCCAUUGGUGUGCUACCUUUCUUCCAUAUUUUCGGCCUGAAUAUUCUCGUGCUGUCUUCCUUCCUCCACGGUUUUCGUGUCGUCGUUGUACCAAGGUUCGACAUUAACGUCUUUUGUGCGGCUGUCCAGAGAUUCCAUGCCAACAUGUCUGUGGUCGUACCGCCGAUUUUGCUUGCUCUUGCGCGCCACCCGGACGUUGACAAGUACGAUAUGUCCUCUUUGACUGCGGUGAUAUCAGGUGCCGCUCCGCUGGGUCGCGAAUUGUGCGAAGAAGUGCAGCACCGUCUUCCCAAACUUGGACUUGCUCAAGGAUAUGGCUUGAGCGAAACUGCGCCUGUUCUCUUGCGUUGUAUCGUUGAUAGGCACCGUCAACAUCUAGGCUCGGCAGGCCAGAUUGUGCCCUUUAAUGAGAUUCGUCUCGUGAACUACGAUGGCAAGGACGUGGCUUAUGAACAAGGGUCCUCGGGUAACCCGGGUGAGCUUUGGGUGCGCGGUCGAAGCGUGAUGAAAGGCUAUCUGAACAACCCAGAUGCCACAAACGAGUGUAUGACACCUGAUGGCUGGUUCAAGACAGGUGACAUCGCGAUUGUGAAAGAUGGUUUCUUUUACAUUGUUGACCGCAUGAAAGAACUUAUUAAGUACAAAGGCUUCCAGGUUCCACCGGCAGAACUUGAGGACAUGCUUCUUGCGCACCCGAAUAUUGCUGACUGUGCCGUCAUUGGUUUGUAUAAGGAAGAUAUUGCGACGGAACUGCCUAUGGCGUUUGUGGUCCCUAAGAAGGGUGUCAUUGAUCUUGUGAACAGCUCACAGUCUGAGAAAGAUGCAUGUGGUAAUGAAAUUGCCAAUUGGCUCGAUAGCAAAGUUGCAAAUCACAAGAAGCUUCGCGGUGGCGUGGUGUUUAUCGACGAAAUUCCCAAGAGCCAAUCAGGUAAAAUUCUUCGUCGCGUACUUCGUGAGAAGGCGAAUAAUAAGUAG
Messenger RNA from Malassezia globosa CBS 7966, 1350 nucleotides. RefSeq lists its product as uncharacterized. Gene Ontology annotation, biological process: secondary metabolic process. The coding region runs from base 1 to 1350 and encodes 449 amino acids. NCBI's taxonomy places the organism in Eukaryota, Fungi, Basidiomycota, Malasseziomycetes, Malasseziales, Malasseziaceae. The record is from RefSeq and is a predicted model, not a curated record. Gene Ontology annotation, molecular function: CoA-ligase activity. The transcript has a single exon.